Amphimedon queenslandica is the source of this 1998-nucleotide messenger RNA. RefSeq names its product myelin regulatory factor-like. NCBI's taxonomy places the organism in Eukaryota, Metazoa, Porifera, Demospongiae, Haplosclerida, Niphatidae. The record is from RefSeq and is a predicted model, not a curated record. Bases 288 to 1892 code for a protein of 534 amino acids. Gene Ontology annotation, biological process: protein autoprocessing; positive regulation of DNA-templated transcription. The transcript has 13 exons. Gene Ontology annotation, molecular function: sequence-specific DNA binding; DNA-binding transcription factor activity. Gene Ontology annotation, cellular component: nucleus; endoplasmic reticulum membrane.
AAUGCUGACUAUAAAACCAAUGCUGAAAGGGACUGCUUUGCUGCGGUUCAAUCGAAUUGCCUACUGUAUCCUCCCCUUGUACUCUUUCAGAGAAUUUAUAUGAGCGAAUUGAGUCUAGCCGUCCCACCUCAGCUUUCGAUUUCUUAGCAAAUGGAAACAUUUUGUGGUAAAUGUGGUCAAUGAAAAUAAACCUAUUACGUAUAGCUGAGCAGGAAAACGGAUGUAGGGAAGGCUGGCUAUAAAAGAAAUGCUGGUUCUAUCACUGCAUAUGAUUAUCAGCAAUAGGAAUGGCUCUGGUCUACACUCAAGAUAUGUCACAUGCAGCUCCUGCCUCUGGUGGAUGCAAUGGUAAUAUUCUGAAUUAUUCAACAAGAGAACAGCAGGCAAUAGGAGGAGGAGGAGCUGGAGGAAAUAGCAAUGACUGCAGUGUGCAGCAUCUCUGCUAUGAGCCAUCUCCUCUUUGCAAUUCAACAAAUGAAUAUCCAAGCACAAUUACAACCAUCACACACGAGCUGUCAGGCAAUGAAUCUUCCUCGCUUUUGAACUAUUCCAUCAACUCAGUCGCAAUGUGUCCACUAUACUGUCCCCCGCUCUCAGAGCAGGCUAUUGGUGGCGGGAACAAUCAAGAUUCUCUUCAUCCUGGCCUACAGCAGCCUCCCCCACCUCCUUCAUCUGACGAUGUCUGUUUCAUGAUGGAACCUUGCACUGGAGAGAGUGGGACAGCAAUUCAAGGAAGCAACGGGCAGCAGCAGCAGCAGAGCCUCAGCUGGCAGGCAUUCAAAGUUGAUAGCUGGUACUGUAUGAGUGAUAGAUCAAUGCAAGACAUAAACCAUGAUGAAGUGACUUGCGGAUUUGCAGUCGAAGCUGAUAAAGGUUUCAAUUAUUCUCAAUGGGACGAGAGCUUUGUGUGUCAAAAGAAGAACCACUUCCAAAUAUCGGUGCAACUUAAGCUACCCAGAGUCCCAAAAUAUGUGAAAACCAAUGCAAACGGUCAUAAGUUAGAGCUCAUCAAUUGCUUUGGUCUUCACUUAUAUGGAAUGAAGUUUGAAGCUCCCGAAUCAAUAAUAAUGAUAGAGAUGUCACGCACUGACAGGUCGAAGCUACCUUACGAAUCACUGCUGAUUGAUCUCCCAAAUUUUCCAGAUCAGCUAGUGAAAGCUAGUGCCUGUCGUCUACACUUUAGUGAGACAACAGCUAAUAAUAUGAGGAAAAGAGGCAAACCAAACCCUGACCAAAGGUAUUUCUCUUUGGUUGUUUCACUCCAUGCUUAUACUUCUACUGGUAAUUAUCCAGUGGUUGCUUAUGUGUCUGAAAGAAUUAUUGUUAGAGCUUCUAAUCCUGGACAGUUUGAUAAUGAAGGUGAUGCAACGUGGCUGAAAGGAGCCAGCUCGAGUGGUAGUGACACUGUGUUCUAUCAGGGUAAAGUUGGGAUUAAUACAGAGUCACCUGAUGAAGCACUUACUGUCGUGGGUAAUGUACAGGUAACAGGUCAAAUAUUACAGCCAUCUGAUGCUCGUUUGAAGACUGACAUUACACAAAUUAAUACUUCAGAAAUGUUGACAAACGUUGAGAGGCUGACCCUCUACAGUUAUGUUUUCAAGUAUGGCGCCUUUGGGGAAGAGAAAGAGAAAGAGGUCACUAAAGAGGUUGGGCUUCUAGCUCAAGAGGUCAAAAAAGUUAUACCUGAUGCUGUUAAAACAAUGGUGAUUAAAGGAAAAGAUGACACUAUUUUAGUUCUGAACAAAGACCGACUACUAAUGGAGUCUCUUGGUGCCAUACAAGAGCUUAACGGAAAGAAUAAAAGGACACUCCAUCUCAUUGCAAUCCUCGCCAUAUUAUUCUCAUCUCUUCUUUGUGUACUGAUUGUAAUAGGACUCUAUCAUUUAAAAUAACUUGCUUAUUGUGUUGGACACUUACAUGCAUUAUUAUUAUUAUAUACUACAAUUUUUAUAUGGAUAAUCAUUAAAAAAUAAGAAAUUGGUGCACUUAAAUAUUUAU